GAUUUUUCCGCAUCUGUUCCAAUCUUUAAUCACUUUCUUCAAAAAUGACUGGACGCGGCAAAGGAGGAAAGGGUCUCGGCAAGGGUGGUGCCAAGCGCCACCGUAAGAUCUUGCGUGACAACAUCCAGGGUAUCACCAAGCCCGCUAUCCGCCGUCUCGCUCGCCGUGGUGGUGUCAAACGUAUUUCCGCUAUGAUCUACGAGGAAACCCGUGGUGUUCUGAAAUCCUUCCUUGAAUCUGUCAUUCGUGAUGCUGUCACCUACACCGAACACGCCAAGCGCAAGACUGUCACCUCGCUCGAUGUCGUGUACGCCCUCAAGCGCCAGGGCCGUACCCUCUAUGGUUUCGGUGGUUAAGCGCUUGCUUUCUUACCAAUAUCUCGUCACAUCGUCGCCCAUACCCUUUCUUUUCUCACCUGUCUAGCAAGUGAACUGCACGAAAACUAAGCUUUAUUCUCUUUUGUUGGCCUCUACGCGCUGGUGGUCAGAAUAAACUUGAGAAUGAGUGUCUUGAUGGAUUGGUGGAUGGGACAAUCGCAGUGACGAGAAUUGGAAUCUUCUUUCGGCCUUCUUUUGCUUGGGAUUUGUCGUUUUUUGCAAUGGGUCACGGGGUUUCAGGAAAUGGUCGGGCUUGGUCGUUAAUCUUGAUGUAUCGCAGUUUGUUUUUAAAUCACAGUCCAAGGAUGGACUCGGAUGUCACAU
Messenger RNA from Aspergillus saccharolyticus JOP 1030-1, 701 nucleotides. RefSeq names its product histone H4. The transcript is spliced from 2 exons. Gene Ontology annotation, biological process: nucleosome assembly. The record is from RefSeq and is a predicted model, not a curated record. Gene Ontology annotation, cellular component: nucleosome. The coding region runs from base 45 to 356 and encodes 103 amino acids. Lineage: Eukaryota; Fungi; Ascomycota; Eurotiomycetes; Eurotiales; Aspergillaceae. Gene Ontology annotation, molecular function: structural constituent of chromatin; protein heterodimerization activity; DNA binding.